Cladocopium goreaui is the source of this 4986-nucleotide messenger RNA. NCBI's taxonomy places the organism in Eukaryota, Dinophyceae, Suessiales, Symbiodiniaceae. The record is from the annotation of a GenBank genome assembly.
AUGAUCAGCGACUCGGAGGAUCGACAAUCCCAGGCAUUCUCCCCGGUGAGUCAACCACCGGCACCAUCUUCACCGGCACCAAGCCAGUUCUCGGAGGGCAAGGACUACAUCACGGACGAGGACCUGAUGAUGAUGGGCCCACCACCAGUAUGCCAUCAUGGAGCGCCACGAGCAAUGCCCCUACUUUGCAUGGACCCUGUUCCAACCGCUCUGGUUGCAGGAGGAGAUCAAUGCCUCCCCAGCGGGAGUCUGGAAGCCACCACCAGCGGCGAAGAGCACAUCGGCACCAAGCACUCCCGGGAGUAUGUCAACGGCAAGUUCCACGUCGAGGGGGCCGGUAUGCCAUCAUGCUCGGACCCGGAAGAGCGGAUCCAAUGGACAUCAACGUCGAGUGACAUGUUGCGAUUGCGGAACGAUCCUGGAGUACGAGAACCUGGAGAAGUCAGAGAGCAGCGAGUCAGAGACGAAGCAAAAGAAGAAGACCGGCAAGAAGAUGACGUCCAAGGAGCUGGAGGAGUUCGAGGAGUUCCAGGAGUUCAGACGUUGGCAGAAGGACCGGAGUUCAGGGUCCGAUCAGGGGAAACGUUAGGCUUGACCGAGCAAGAGAUUCGGUUGGCGGCAAAAAUAAUGAGACUGGUGAUGUCAUAUGGUGGCUGUUUUGUGUUCGAAAACCCCCUGACGGCACGGACGUGGUUAGAGACCGAAGUGCAGCAGCUCAUGGACUUGGAUGAGGUCAUUUUGGUCGCAGCCGAUCAAUGUCGCUUCGACCUACGAUCUCUGGAUGGAAACCUGCACAAGAAGCCGACUGGCUUCCUGACCAACUCACCGGCGAUCGCCGAACAACUGUCUAGGAGAUGUGAUGGAAGCCAUGAACAUGAGCAGAUCCUGGGCAACAACCAUGGAGGCAGUCGAGCUCGACAAGCCCAGGAAUACCCUCCAAAGUUGGUCGAUGCCAUUUUACGUGGAUACAAGAAUGAGAUCAAGCAAGAGAAGGAAGUACAUGUGACUGGAGUUGCUGGACUUUACCAAGAAUGGCAUCAACGUCAGUGUCGACAACCGACUCUGGAGGAGAUUAUCCCCUGUCAGACCAUCAAGGAGAUCUAUGCCAACAACGAUGAGCAGGUGCUUGAGAAUGAGGACACGGUGGAGGAGCCUGUUCUACCUGGACCUGAUUCAGAACCCGGACGCUCUCAAGAAUGCCCUCCACCUCAAGAACCAGGACUAGCUGUUCUACCUCCUCAUGAUCCAGUUGCACUUCCUGAUGCAGAAUCUGGCGGCCGACUCCCUCGAGAACGACCCUUUUCGACAGAGCAACUGGUUCGUCGUGCCCAUGAAGGACUUGGACAUCCUGGCAACGAUCGGUUGGCCAGGAUCCUGAAAAAUGCAAAGGCUUCGAAUGAAGCCAUCCAGAUUGCGAAGAAUCUGAAGUGCUCCGUGUGCCAGCAACAUGGAGCAGUUCAUCCAGCCCGUCGAGGAGCACCUCCUAGACAACUACAUGUGAAUGAGAUAGUGGGUGUGGACACCGUUUACAUCCCCACGAUCGACGGCAAGAAAAGAAUGGCUCUCAACAUUGUGGACUGGUCAUCUCGCUUCCAGCUCAUCAUACCACUUCGGCGACAUACACCUGGAGAAGCUCGAAAGGCAUACUCCCAGUGGAUCAAGUUCUUUGGACCACCGACUCGAGUCUACGUGGACUUGGGAAGAGAAUUUCUGGGCGCCUUUGAGCUGGGAGCUGAACAUGAUGCCACUGUUUUUGAACCUAGCUCCCUGGAAAUGCCCUCUCAACGGGGGAUUACCGAAAGAGCUGGCAAGAACUUCAAGGAGGUCUUCAGCCGAACCCUGAUGCAGUACACUUGCCAGACCGAAGAGGAAUGGGAGCUGCUUUUGGACAUCGCGAAUAUGACGUGCAAUCGACUGAUCAACAAAUCGGGUUUUAGCCCCAUUCAGCGAGUCCUUGGGUACAGUCCACGUGUUCCAGGUGGUAUUCUUACAGGAGGUUACAACGAUUUUUCAACUCGAAGUCUUCGAGGCGGUGACCUUCAGCUGCAAAAGGCACAUGAGAUGAGAUUGGCCGCUGCCAGGGCUUUUCAUGAAGCGGACUGCCAACAAGCUGUCAAAAACACCCUACAUGCCGGACCCCGUCGACUACACGAUUAUGAAGUUGGACAGACAGUCUACUUCUGGAGAAAGGGGAUGGAAGGAGCAAAAAGGGAUAGCCCUGAGUAUUGGAGGGGACCAGCUAGAGUCGUUUUGACCUCGCCUCCUAGCACAGUGUGGCUGAACUAUAGAGGUUACAUUGUCAAGGCAGCACCAGAACAGCUGAGAUUGGCAAGCGAAGAGGAACAAUUCACCUUGACCAAGUGGAUCGAUGAUAUUGCCCAAACACGACAAGAGAUCGAACAACAACCUCGUGUGGGCUACAUCGACCUCACCAAGGAGACCUUCCCAGAGCUCAAGGAUGAGGAUGAGAACACGACGGAGAAGGCCGAAGAUACCGAGAGACAACCACAAUACCGACUGAUUGGCAAAAGAGAUCACCGGGAAAUCAUCUUUAAAGGGGAAAACCUACAGGAUGAAUGGUAUGUAGAUGAGGAACUACAACUCCUGGUCCGUUUCCAUCAUCAACCACGAGAUUGGCUUUUCUCACCGGAUGAGGCAUCUGCCGAUUGUCCUAUUGAACAAGAGUAUGUGAGUCAUCAGAGGAGGACAUUUGGACGGUAUGUCAAUACAGGCAAGACGUUUCAGGUCAAUGACAACUGGUAUGAGAACAUCGAGUUGGAAACAAUGACAUCUUGGACCGGAAGAACAGAGUUCGAUAUCGUCCGGGAAAAACCAAUACAUGCACGAGAUCCUGCCGGAGAAGAACCGACCUUGAAGAAGCCACGAAAGAGUUCAGGAGAGCAGAAUGAAGAAAUUCCUUCCCCGAGCAUCCCUGAUGAGGAGAAUGAGUACGAGCCUGAGGAACCACUUGACGAUCUACCUCGAGGAGAAGUACGACAGCGGGAGAAUGAGGAGCUCUAUGACCCUGUGGACGACGAGAAGCUCUCGACUGGAGAACCGGAAGCGAAAAGACUGAGAACCCAAUUUUUGGAGCUCUACAUGACCAGCGUCGAGAAGAUGUUGCAGGCGAAGAUGAAGAAGGAGGUCCAGUACAACCAGAUUCCAGACCACCAGAAACAACAAUUUCUGGCUGCGAUCAAAAAGGAGAUUCAGAACAACCUGGAGACCAAUGCCUAUGAGGUACUGGACCCCGUCACGUCUGAAGAGAUCAGACGAACAGCCAAUGACAAGAUUGUGAAGUCUCGAUUUGUCCUCACUGAGAAGCCUAUAGAACGAGAGGAUGUAGAGAAGGCCAAGAAGGAUGGAAUUCUCUUAGAAGACAAGGGCGAUGACAGUCUGAAGGCCAAGGCAAGACAUGUGAUGAAGGGAUUCAGUGAAACCAAUGCAGAAGAACUGGAAACAACCACCCCACAGUGUGCCAGGGACACGGUUCUAUGCGCCCUUCAGUUGCUUUGUAGCCACCAAUGGAUACCAGGCUACUUGGACUUCACCCAGGCCUUUCACAGCGGUGAUAACAUUUCCCGGGAGGUGUACGCAUCACAGCCCAGUGAAUGUGGACUUCCCGGAUACCAUCCUCGACAACUUCUCAAAUUGAAGAAGACCUGCUAUGGCCUUUUAGAUGGACCCUAUGCAUGGUACCAACAUCUUCUGAAGGUGCUCACCAAAACGUUGGGAUACCGACAAAGCGCAGGAGAUCCAUGCCUAUUCUACUUGACCGUCGAUGACGAGGCCAAGACGUUGAAAGGUGUGAUCAGUGUAGCAACGGAUGAUCUUCUACAUGGUGGAGAUGAUGAUCACUGGAAGAAGAUGCAGUGGCUCAAUGAGAACUACAAGCUUGGAAAAUUUACUCAAGGUGAUGGACGUUUUGUCGGCAAAGAAAUUCACUGCCGACCUGAUGGCAGUUUUCUGGUCAAUCAACCACUGUUUGCGAAGAAGAUCCAGCCGAUUCUUCUGACCAAGACCAGAAAACAGGAAAAAUAUGCCUACUGUACCGACCAAGAAAUCAGUCAACUUAGAGGGCUACUUGGAAGCCUAUCUUGGCUUGCAAAGGAAACAAGACCGGACUUGUCCGGACGGGUUGCACUUCUUCAACAAGCAAUGCCCAAGCCCUAUGUGCAGGACAUCAUCGAGGCCAAUGUCUUAGCAAAGGAAGCUGUGAAGUUCGCCGAGAUCGGCAUCACAAUCCAGCCCAUACCAAUUCAACACCUCCGUGUUGGAACAGUGUCGGAUGCCUCAUGGGGAAAUACCAGCCCAGAGAAGGAAGAAACCGAUCCGAAUCAACGUGAAGAUUACUGGGAAGAGAAGCAGGACUGUUGGAUCCGACAUCAUGUACGACCACGUCGACUUCUUUUCCAUCCUGCAGGAGAUCCUGGUGGACCCAACUGCUAUCACCUAACCUCUGAGCGGAUGACCAUUGCUGAUGGCCAAGAACAUAGAGAUGAGUGGAACCAACGAAGGAGCACCUGUACCUAUGGAGACGAACCUUGGUGUGGACAGACUGUCUUCUACAAGUCAGAAACUGGCAAACAAGGUAAGACAAAGCUCAAUGAGAAGUUCUUACAACAAGGACGACUUGCAAGUCAGGGCGGCUUCAUGACCUUCUUCUAUGAUAGCCGUAUGGAGACAGAGGAGAGAUCCUUUCCCAUCACCAUCGUCAACUGGAGGAGCUUUCGGAUAAAGAGGUGUACAGUAAACACCUUAUCUGCGGAAUGUCAGGCGAUGCUACAAGGUGUUGGUGCUCUACACUGGCUUCGAUUUCUUGUUCGCGAAGCUCAAGGACGACCGUUGGAUUUGGGCAACUGGGAAGAGGAGGUUAGCCAACUUCCGUGUAUAGCAGUGACGGAUAGCAAAUCCCUCUACGACACAAUUCAGAAGUGCUGCAACACCGCAGCGCACAUCGAAGACAAGCGACGGCCAUCGACGUGA